GCAGCUCUGGAACAUUCCAUUCCACAAGGCACCGGGGAGGGAAAUCGACUCAUAACGCUGGCACUGAGAUUGAGAAAACUCGUCUCGCCGGCCAAAGUGAAGAAUAUAAAGACAAUCGUGAAAGAGGUCACAAGAGGGAACAAUGAAUUCAGAAACGGAGAAUGGGACAACGGCAACUCCGAGCUUUCUUGAGCUUCUGCUGACAACCACAGAGACAUUCCAGAGGACUGAUCUCUCAUUUGAAAAGGCAGACCCUUUGCCAAUCAUCAUCGCCUUGAUAUGCAUAUUCCUUCUCUUGGCAACAUGUGUGAGUUUUGUCGCCUUGUGCAACCCCGCGGGUCUGGAUGCUUCCCGCUACGGCCCCUACGAGUGUAUGCCGUAUCACGUUGAGGACUCCAGUGAGCCCCGAUUGAAACUAUGGAAGCGUCUGGGUUCCCUGAGGUGCUCCAUAAACAGCCUCCCGGUGGAAUCGAUCCUUCCCUCAACCUCCACAAACUUUCGCAAGUCGUUGCCAGACGGACCAAAACGAUUCGGACCUCACAGAGUCAACAAAAAUGUAAAGAUUCAGCGAGUGUCAAAUUUGCAAAUAGACACAUCGAAGCCAGAGAGUGGAAGUAAUGAAAGAUUAACUACUGCUGCAAUCAAUGCUUCAAGACCAGCAAAGGCAAGAUCCCAGUUGUAAUGAGGAUUCAAGAAACGUCCUUCAUAAUACUGAAUGGAUUGUAAUUUAUAUAGUGCCCAGCAUCCAUGGGGAAAACACAUUGUGCUGCAUGGUUAAUCCAUGGUUAACCUUCAGACUGGAAGAUAACUACGAGCUAAAGGACACAACAACGCUGUUUGGAAGUUUUCAGCUCAAAAAAAGUUGUUCGCUGUUCUACUGUAACAUUUAACUAUUAUACAUUAUAGAACUACAAACUCUUUACAGUUUUAUCAUCAGUCUGCAAGGUCCCCAUUCCCCAUCAUCCUUCAUCAGACAUUCAAACUGACAGCACUUCCUGUCAUCCUCAGCAUCAGGUUCAUAUUUAAUCCUGAGCAGUUAGAUUUGGGAUUGCAUAAACGCAACUGCUUUCGAGGGCAAGUGGAUGGUACACUAGCGAUACAGGUUGCAAUGAUGCCCUGGUCGAUGCAAUCUGAAAUUCUCACUUCAAUUUAAUAACAUUUCCCAGAGGAAAGAUUAUAAAUUAUUUCAAAGGCUCAUUAGAAAUUUCAAAUCUCAUGCAUCCAACAGGAAGUACAGCAGGGUUCCUGAAGGUAUGAAGGCAAAAUACUGUGGAAGCUAGAAAUCUGAAAAAAAAAGAGAAAAUGCUGGAGAAACUCAGCAGGUCUGGCAACACUGGUGGAGAAACAGUUAAUGUUUCGAGUUUGGUAUAACUCGUCUUCAGAACUGAUCAAAAUGGACCUAAAGUAAAUGACCUGCCAUAUGACUAGUGCAAUUAAAUUCUGUUGAAAUUUAUAACAUAUGAAUGAUAGGUAUUUCUGGUAUAAUGCGUGUUUUGUUAACACGAA
Molecule: messenger RNA, 1506 nt
Organism: Rhincodon typus (whale shark)
Lineage: Eukaryota; Metazoa; Chordata; Chondrichthyes; Orectolobiformes; Rhincodontidae
Exons: 2
Coding region: 143-682 (179 amino acids)
Source: RefSeq, a predicted model, not a curated record